AUGCCGCCCGGUAGCUCGUCCAGAUCGUCCAAGCCAAAGCCCUCGGAGGUGGCUGCCCAGACCAAGAGAAACACCAUCCCUUACAUUCGCAAGCACUACGCCAACACAUGGCCGCUGUAUUCCUACCUCUUUUCGAACCCACUGAGCUUCACACCAGAUCAGUUUCCACAGAGGCCCAUGGGUCUCGCAAACCCGACCUUCUGGAUCCACUCGGAUGAUCCCGUGGAUCUUGCAACGAGCUGGUCAGCGCGGAACAACAACACAAGGGUAGCAUUCAUCUGCGCCGCCAACGAAAAGAGGCCCGGCGGGGACUGGGAGACAGGCGUCGUGGGCUACGAGGAGCGCCUGUGCCGGAGGAGCACGCUGUCCGCCACGAUCGCGACGCCGGGCCCCGCGUCCUACGUGACCGGGAGCCACUACCCCCUGCCCUGGGCGGGAGGCAUCUACUCUGACAGGGUUGUCGUCUUCCGCGGCCCGCACGACAGGUACGAGGAGCGCAAGCUGGAGGAUUGGCGGGCGCUGCCGGUGGUGUCGGUGACGCCCAUGUGCCGGCCCAAGCUCAAGGAGGGCGGGGCCAAGUACUCGUUCGACGACGAGCGCGAGAUGGCCAAGAACAAGCUGCGGGCGGCGCUCAGCAUCUGCGCGUACAACGACAUCCGCAACGUCGUCAUCGGCGACUUCGGCCUGGGCAACUGGUACCGCAACCCGCCGCAGGAGAUGGCCGAGCUGUGGCGCGAGGUCUUCCUGUGGGACACGAACCUGCGCGGCAGGAUCGAGAACGUCGCCUUUGUCUUCGAGGACCCGACCCAGAGCACGAUGCGCCUCAUCCUCGAGGACGCGGCCAAGAAGAACAAGGGUGGUGGCGGCAGCAGCAGCAGCUCGGGCAAGGGAAAGGGCAAGUCGUCCAGCUCGUCCUCGGUCCCCGCCUGUCCGACGGACAUGGCCGUCUUCGAGCGUGUCUUCAACCCGGCCGAGAUCCAGAGAGUCACCCAGCAGCCUGACGGCAGGAUGGGGCUGGGCAAUCUUGUGUGUUAG
This is a messenger RNA of Diaporthe citri, 1035 nucleotides long. RefSeq lists its product as uncharacterized. NCBI's taxonomy places the organism in Eukaryota, Fungi, Ascomycota, Sordariomycetes, Diaporthales, Diaporthaceae. The transcript has 3 exons. The coding region runs from base 1 to 1035 and encodes 344 amino acids. The record is from RefSeq and is a predicted model, not a curated record.